Messenger RNA from Brassica napus (rape), 2627 nucleotides. Its product is annotated as ubiquitin domain-containing protein 7SL RNA1-like. Gene Ontology annotation, molecular function: ubiquitin binding; proteasome binding; polyubiquitin modification-dependent protein binding. Gene Ontology annotation, cellular component: nucleoplasm; cytosol. The record is from RefSeq and is a predicted model, not a curated record. The coding region runs from base 767 to 1390 and encodes 207 amino acids. Gene Ontology annotation, biological process: proteasome-mediated ubiquitin-dependent protein catabolic process. Lineage: Eukaryota; Viridiplantae; Streptophyta; Magnoliopsida; Brassicales; Brassicaceae. The transcript has a single exon.
UGUAAACAUACAAUAUGUGUAAUUAGAUACGUUUCGAUAUAUGCUAUUUCUUGUACCAUUAUUUUAUAUUUCCAAAAAAUGGUUAAACACCAAUACCACUUAGGUUAAGCACACGAACAACAAUAAAAUUCAAACAUCGCAAAAAAUGCUCACAUCAACAUUACAAUACAAUAAUUUUAACCCAAAAAUAUGAAAACUUUCUAUUACUCAUACCAUAAAUUCAAAGCACUCAUGUAUCCACACAAACAUACAAUUCAGAAUACAACAUCCAAAAAAUAGUUAUAUAGUUAACAUUUGAAAAUCAAUAUAGCUCUGCUCGUAGAGCGGGUUAACUCUUAGUCUACUAUCAAAAGAUAUCCGAACUUCAAAUAUUAUCAACUGAAUUUGAAAUGAGCUCGGAUCCAAAAUAAAUCUUACAAAAUAAAAAUAUAUGAGUUCAUGCAUAUAUAGAAUCAAAUAUUAAAAAAAGAAAAGAAAAUAUCUUGCAGUAAAAUUGUUGUCAAGAUAUAAUUAAGACGAUGGAAGAAGGAUAAUACCAUUAUCAAAAUUAGCAAAUUUUAAAGAAUUAAAAAGAAUUAUGUUAAAAAAGAGAGAAAUAAAUAAUAAAGUAAAAUAACAAAAAAAAAUCAGGAAUCCAUGAAAAUAGGUCAGUAGUUAACACAUUAUGAGGAAACUGUCGUUACAAAAACUCCGAAGCUAACGUCAAAAUCUCACUUUUCUCUUCAUCAUCAGUCUCCAUUGAUCUUAAAACACGAUUGAUGUAACUAUGGAUGUGUUCUUCGAGGUUCAAAGAGGCCCAACGUUCUGCAUCGAACUAGGGUACUGGGACACAGUGCUAGAGAUCAAACAAAAGAUCGAAAAGUAUCAAUGUAUCCCUGUCGCCAAACAAACCCUUCUCUUCCAAGGCAAGGUUCUUCAAGACGAUCACGACAUCGAACAAUGUGCCAUCCUCAACAACUCUCAUCUACAGAUUAUCAGCUCGUCUCUAGGCACCGACCAACACCGCAACAAUCAAGUGCUAAAACCCGAGCAAUCUCCACCGUCAAACUCAACAGAACCGAUCCUUAACGGUCAAGAUUUGCCUGUGAUGAUGGCUAAGACCAACAACAACAACAACAAUAACAACCCUAAGAAGCUGAGAGUGAUGGUGCUGCCGAAAAACGGGACAAUGAAGAUUCCUGUGGAGGUGAACGCGAGUGAUAACGUGGGAGAGCUGAGGAAGGAGCUGGUUAAGGUUCAACAGAGGUUUCAGAUAAGUCUGCCUCAAGAAGGUUAUUUCUUUAUAUAUAAACAGAAUGUUAUGGAGGAUGACCGGUCGUUCCGGUGGCACCGUGUUGAUCAUGGUGAUACUAUUGAGAUUUUCAACGGAAGUGUUUCCGGUGGCUCUUAAUCUAGCUUUUUCUUCAAGUUAAUUUCUUGUUUAUCUUCCAUAAUUGUCAUCUGUUUCCACAGCUUUCUGCAAGUAUGUGCUUAGGAAGAUCUUAAGACAUUACUAAUAAGAAAACAUUUGAUCUGGAAAAAAGAGGAGCUUGUUGUUAUUGAGUUACUUCUUCUCCAAAGAGGCAAUCACACUUCAGUUUGAGCUCUAUAUACUCUUCAAAAUAGUUUUGAAUCGGAUUAUAUAAAAUUUAUUGAUAAUAUUUUACAUAAAUAAUUAAGAGGUAUAAGACGAUAAGUUUUUUUUAAUCAAAUGUAAAAUAUUGGUUGAACAGAAAGGCAAAAGCGUGUUUUUUUAAAUAGUAAUUGAUAUAUUAAAAUCAGCCCGUAAAGACGGGAAUUUAGAUCCGGUUACAAGCAGGUUUUGAACAAAAUUUCCAAAAUCAAUCUAACAAAAAAAAAAACCUUGUUCAUGUCAAGGGAAUUCAAUUCCAGAGAUAUUGGGAUACUUUUUGUAUCCACAAGCUGAGUGAUGCGUGUAGUACAAGAAACAAAUAAAUGCUGAACCUAUUGAGGUUAUUUUUCAGAGCCAAGAAGCAAGAAAGAGUCUCCAUGCAUGUUCUUCAUCUCCUCGUUUGAUGCACAAAAACUUCUAUCCGUCACAACUUUUUCAUGCAUGUUCUUCAUCUCCUCAUUUGAUCAAGGAAGAGUCUCUUCUCUGUUUCAUCUUCUAUAUUUCCUUUUGAGCCACGAUUCAAGAACGAUGGACCUUUUGAAGUUGCUGAUGAACAUCGAUGCACUCAGGUAAGGAUAAAUCUGUCGAUUACAUUUUCUUUGCUUUGUUACCGUGAUGUAAUUUGUAAGGAAAGAUAAAAUUGAUGGGUUUUAACUCGUUACUGUCCAUUUAGUGCUGAGGGAAAGAUAAAUUGAUGGGUCUAACUCUUUACUGUCUAUUACAUGCUCUUUAGGGAAAGAAGAACAAGAUCUUUGGUCUUUUUGUCUCUCAUAAAGCGGCUACACAUAAAGCAAUCAUGUUAGUUGUUCCGUCUCAUUUGUCUCUUAACAAACAGCUUCACAUAGAAAAUAUUUUGGGUGGUUUAGUUAUAUAAUAUUUUGGGUGGUUUAGUUGUUCUAAAAGAUAGACUUUUUGGUAUUUUCACACAUAUUAAGAAAACACAUUAAAUUACCAUAAUAAAUGUAUUGUUUUCUGUAAUUUUUAAUUUUCAAUUUUCAAUAACUUUUAACCAAUA